Messenger RNA from Aspergillus calidoustus, 2076 nucleotides. The record is from the annotation of a GenBank genome assembly. NCBI's taxonomy places the organism in Eukaryota, Fungi, Ascomycota, Eurotiomycetes, Eurotiales, Aspergillaceae.
CGUUCUUGGCUGUCAGCCUCACCACCAGGACACUACAUCAUCUCAACGAAUCCCCAUUCCAUCAACUCAAUGAUUCCAUCCUGAUCUAACCUGGUCUGGCCCGACCAUGAUCCAUAGACAAGUGGUUAUACGAUCUCCACAUUCCACAUUCCCCGCCCACACAUUACGAUCCAAUGGCCCGCGCCUGCCUAACCUGCCGGUCCCGGAAAAAAGCGUGCGACGGAGCAAAACCCUCCUGCGGGACCUGCUCCAAAUCCCGACGCCCAUGCGCCGGGUACGAAGCACAUGUCAAGGGCGUCUUUGUGAACCUCGACGCGGGCAAGAUGAAGGCGCGGACGCGGAUGAAGGGGCUUAUUCGGGAUGCGAUUGUUGCGAACCACGCAAAUAGCGAUGAUCUGACGAUGGCGGCAUUGAAAUCGGAUUAUGAGUAUGGGAUUCAUUCGACGAACGCAUUGCACACCCUCGAUCUCUCCCCCGCGGAAUUCCACAACCACUUCGUGACGCUCUGGGCGCAUUUCCAGGCCCGCUAUGCGCGCUCCCCGACAUGUUGGUCGUUGGGAGUCACUGAUCUGGGCGCAUACAGUCGCGCGCUGGAUCUCGCAUUUAUAUCGCUAGCUACAAUCCGCCUCUCAUUCUCCGACCCGAACGGGAAAUAUCUCGUCAUGAGCCUGUCGGCGUACAACAUGGGCCUACAGACAUUCCGCUCUCUACUCGCGAACGCAAAUCCAUCACAACAAACGAAACCGCAACUUGUCGUGAUCUCCCUCCUCUUUACGCUCUUUGAAGCAAGCCAGCAAAGACCAACAGCGAUCUACGACUCUGGCUGGGCGGGCCAUUUAACAGGUGCAUUGGCGCUCAUGGAAGCGCAGGGGCCCGAGAUGUUUCGGAACGGUGGGUUCCAUGUUGCGUUUUGCAAGUUGAGAGAGAUGGCGGUGCUUUUGGCGCUUUCGAGGGGUGAGCGGACGUUUCUUGCGCGCAGGGAGUGGGUCGAGGGGCCGUGGAAGGGGUCUAGAAAGACGUGGAGGGACAUAUUGUAUGAUAUUGCUGUCAGGGUCACGGAGGUGUAUGCGGAUUUUGAGAAACAGCCUGUCGUGGAUCAUUCGGAUCUUCUCGACCAGAGUACCCGAUUACAGGAGGAGCUACAUACCUGGCGGGCGACGUGGAUCGAAAGCGAAUAUCCGGAUCUACUACAGACCUGGCACCUGUCCAAGACAGAAACGACCCCCUCUCUCCUCCCACACCCAAGCCUCUUCCCCUCAAACGACUUUUCAUACAUGGCCAUUGAUUACCUCGCCUUUCUCCUCCUCGUCACAUACAUGGCGGCGCAUCUACAUCCUCAUCCUCAUCCUCACCCCUGCAUUUCCAUCUCCCCUCCUCCAUCUUCGUCUCCGCCCUCUUCGUUCCCUCACCGCACCCAGAAAACCCAAGGAACACUCCAAUCGCUUCGCCACACCCUCACCAACAUCCUAACCCUCCCCUGCUUCGGCCGCGCAAUGUCAGAUAUCGUCGGGAUCACCGAGGGACGGUGCCACUCGCUGUUUCCGCUGUGGGCUCUUUCGCGGACGGCGCGAGAUGGUGGGGAUACUCAGGAAGGGAACGAGGGAGAGGGAGAGGGGCAGGGGGAAGAUUGGUGGUCGGGCACGUAUGGGCUGUGCAGGAGGUUGAACUAUGGGCUUGACUGAAUUGAAUUCUAAUGGGCAUUCCUAGGCCCUAGAGCGUAGGGUAUUUAUUUGGUUGAUAGCGGGUUCAUCUAGCAUUUGUUUCUUUCCCGUUGUUGCUCGACAUGUCGAGCAUCUAGGUACCUAUCUACAAGAUCCGGCGCCAGUGAAGAUGGUAUUAUUCCAUCCAUCUCUAGGCGUCCUGUCUAUACGAGACGGAUGGCAUCACACUGGUCAGGCCAACCUACGAAAAGCUCUGCGUGUUGAGGUCCUCAGAAAUUAUCUAUCUUGUAUUGAGUCAAGACCGAUACAAGCCUUUUUUUCGUUCGAGUGUGUAUAAAGACAAGAAUUCCGAGCAGGAAACUACAAAUAUCACCUCAACAGUACGCGAAAAGAAUUUCUUUUUUUUUCUUUCCCC